UGAGAGUCAGCAUUUCUCCGGCCGCGUAAAGCGUGACUUUCCUCCCUCAUUUCGGCGUAGCCACUUUGAGGGCAAAACACAAACACACCCAGUAGGCUGCAAGGAUGCAAAAGGGAGGAGACGGAAGAUGGCUCGUUUACAGUGCAUGCCGCUGCGGCCAUCCUUUGCGCUGCCGAGGAAGGAAUGUUAUGAAUGAGUGAGGCGGCGGGGCAGCUGAGUGAGACUAACAAGUGGUUGCCAUGCAGCAGGAGCGUGUGCGUUGCUAUAGGGAGGGAUAGAUAGAGAAACGGAAUGAUAAUGAGCAGCAGGGCAGCAAGUAAGACGGCGCGAGGGAUGAGCAGCAGCAUCCCCGAGAAGCGACGCAUCCCGGCAUCUCUCCCCUCCUCGCCGCUCCUCUCUUGCCGGCUUCCUUUUUCGAUUUUUGCCCGUUUGUUUUGGUGAGGCAGGGGUCUUCAACAUGCUAACGCUGGAAGGUGUCAGGGAUGUAUUUGCGCAGCGUCUGGGAGGGUGGACCCCUGCAGAAGAUGCGCUAUCAACAGGUCUGUGAACGGCGCCACGAUGACGGUAAGACGGCUGCUUUUCCACCUCAAGACGUUCACCCGCGAGUACAAGCUCUCUUUUGCUCGCCAUGCAUACCUGAAUGCUGCUAAUCACCCUACUUUCCUCCCCCCGUGUCAUUCCACCGUCUAUCCCAUUCACUAUCCCCAUUGUCUUUGAGCCACCUGCUGCUGCUUUAAAAAAAAAAAAAAAAAAAAAAAAAAGAUUGUAGACAAAAUACUGGCAGGGGCAGACUUGCAGCAAUUGUGUGCAUUCUCUGCUUUUUUUUUUCUCUCGGAUAAAAUAACACCAUCUGGCAGGUAACAUGCAACCAGUGACCCCGUCCGAGGAGAGAUGAGGCACCCCGAUGUUGAUUUACAAUGUGCAGCGUCCACUACAACCACUCCCUGGCUGCCAUGAGCGGAAACGACAUGAUGGCGCACUCUCUGACUCUGGAACAGAAGACGGCGUUUGCCUUUGUGGGGAUGCUGCUCGUGUUCCUAGGACUGCUGAUUGUGAGGUGUUUCCGGAUCCUGCUGGACCCCUACAGCAGCAUGCCGUCCUCCAACUGGGCGGACGGCAUCGAGGGGCUGGAGAAAGGGACGUUUGAGUACGCGCUGACUUAACACAGGGGAACAGACAUCCGUAGAUGUCCUCACAAACGUUGCUCACUUUAGGCUUUCGUAUGCAUUUCAAUCAAUCACUGGUGGGGAACACACACAUAAACGGGUCACCGUUGCUUACCUGACUAGUUGCAAAAGUACAUUUCAAACAAGUGCGAUUGGGGAUUUGUGUCAAUGGUCAAGGUUGGACACUCUUUAUGAGAGUCUAAUGAGCAGUUACCAUAAGUUCAUUUCUGGGUUAACCUUUUUCCUACGGGGUUCUAAGGACCUGCAGUAAAAUGUGAGCAUGGGUUCUUAGAACCAUCAUUAUGCUACAAAAUCCCGCGACCAAUGUGAGG
Molecule: messenger RNA, 1498 nt
Organism: Syngnathoides biaculeatus (alligator pipefish)
Lineage: Eukaryota; Metazoa; Chordata; Actinopteri; Syngnathiformes; Syngnathidae
Gene: ctxn2
Product: cortexin 2
Exons: 2
Coding region: 918-1163 (81 amino acids)
Source: RefSeq, a predicted model, not a curated record